UUCAUUCACUGUUUGCUGUUCAUCAUAGAUGGAACAGACAAUAAAAACUCUAAAACUACAGACUGAGCCUUCGGAUCACCCCUGACUACAUUUGCCACUGUGAUGUCGGGAUGGUUGUAUCGGAUCACUCGAGGAUGUCGGGACAGGAGCACCUUUCAUUCACACGGAUCACAGGAUGUGUGUAUGAGUUGAGAUAGAGCUCAAGCCAGUGAUGGAGGCAGGACUGAACUGCAGCUCUCACUGUGAGUCUGGCGUCUGCUUCAUCUACCCCGGAGUGAACAUCCAGCAGGGCUGGGACGUCCUACAGAGACUGUGUGCGCUCGCAGUGAGGGGUGUGGAUGCACAGAGUCGAUCGCUGUCUCCUGCUCUUCGUGCUGUAGUCUGGACGCUGCUCUCUUGUGGGAUUCUGCUGGCGCUCUUCUUCCUCAUUUUCACUCUGCGCUUCAAAAACAACAGGAUAGUGAAGAUGUCCAGUCCCAAUCUGAAUGUGUUGACUCUGUGUGGCAGUGUACUCACAUACAGCAGCGGCUUCUUAUUCGCCGUGGAGGAGAGAGCACCGCUGUCAGGAACAGGAUCAAGAGCUGUCUUGCAGGCGCGGAUGUGGACACUGUGUAUCGGCAGCUCUCUGGUGUUUGGCCCCAUUCUUGGGAAAACAUGGCGGCUUUACAGAGUGUUCACUCAGCGUGUGCCCGACAAGAGAGUGAUCAUUAGAGACAUCCAGCUGAUGGGUUUGGUUGCUCUGCUGGUCCUAGUGGAUGUUGUUGUUCUAGCAGCAUGGGGUCUGACGGAUCCGAUCAAGUGCUCUCGCUCUAUAAGUGCUAUGGUGAAGGUUGUAGAAAGGGACGCGUCCUACUCUCUGUCCCAGUUGGACUCCUGUUCUUCUCUCUACUCUGACCUGUGGGUAAUCCUGCUCUCUGUGCUUAAGGGCAGUCUCCUCCUGUACGGCACGUAUCUUGCCGGCCUGACAAGCAAUGUGAGCUUACCUCCAGUAAACCAGUCUAUGACCAUCAUAGGUGCUGUCUGCCUGGUCACCAUGUCGAGCGCUGUGGCCGUACCUGUCUCUCUUUACCUGUACGCCUGGCCCAAUGUGGUCUACAGUGUAGUGUCUGGAGCCAUCUUCAUCUGCACAAUGGCCAUUAACUGUCUACUGUUUGUCCCUCAACUGACCCAGUGGAGACAGUUUGAAGAGGAGACAAACUCUCACCCCAGUCAAAUGGCCAAAUACUUCAGUAGUCCCAGCAAGACCACACACUCCAUGUACAGUGAGGAUGAGAUCUAUUAUCUACUUGGAGAAAAUGACUCCAUGAAAAGACUCAUCAAUGAGAAGAAUGCCGUUAUUGAUAGCCUACAGGAACAAGUGAACAAUGCCAAGGACAAGCUGCUCAAACUGAUGACUGCUAGCCACCCCUUGGAUGAAGGAGAAAUGGACUCCUCCAACACGAACCUCAACUCCACCUCCACCCAAACCACAGUGGUAUCUCCUGAUUCUCCAAUGCUCCAAUGCUAAUCAGAAGUUGCUCCCACCAGAGUUCUCUCUCCACCUCCCUAUGUACCUCCUCCACCACUUCACACUCACACACUCACACAGCAAACAUCCCCUGAAGGUCCAGUAGCUACAGAAUUUCCUCUGUCUUCACCAUCACACCUGAGGUAUCCAUCUCCUCAAGAUAACUCUUCCAAUGAGGUCUCUCAGGUUGUGAGUCUGAAUGAAAGCACAGAAGAUGCCGUUCCAACCAUGAACAAUCUCAGAAACUCAGGUCUUGGAAAAGAGAUUUCGGAGAAGCCACUAGAUGUGCCUUCGGAUCGAACCAAUUUAGCCCAGGGUUCCUCUCCACUAGGUCCCGCUCUAUGUAGUUCUCCUCAGGUAGAGUCUCCAGUGCCAUUGGCCUCUGUUGAGCUUCCCGCCAUGUCACCAACAGGACGACUGGGUUUUGUAACCAAUGAGCAGCUGGUGGAGAUCUUGCAGGACCUGAGCGUGGAUGCCGUAAGCAGCUCUGUCAAAUCACCCGACCGGGCGCGAAGCCUGUCCCUCAAUCCGGAUGAACUGAACACGGCUCUUUCUCCUCGAUCUCCUCUACAGUUCUUCUUCCCCACCAUCUCACCCUAUCUCAUGCGUAAACGCAGACCUCCUUUUUACUCCUCAAGAGUUGGACCUCCCCCUUACUAUUUUCCAGGCUCGGUUCCUCCAGGGCGCAGGAGGGCAUCAGCACUAAUAGACCAUGAAAAGUUGAGGGACGAUGGCUCUCAAAGACCUGACUUGUGGCAUGAGGGAAGGAGGAGGAGAAAGGAUGAAAAGGCACAGGCACGACGUGGCUUGGGACAGGAGAGUUGGGAAUGUUCUUCUCACAAAUGCUCCAUAACGCCUUUCACGGGACAGGUAUCUCAGCCUGCCUCUGCUGGACUGAUAGAGGGGGUUAAACACUCAGAGGAGCUAUAUGACUACUCAGACUCAGACUCCAGCAGCUCAGAGGACUAUUACUACCAUCGGCCCUACUGCGGGGCCUGUCAUCACCCCUACGACUCCACAGACAGCCUCACCUCAGGGAUCUCUGACAGCGAGGAUGAGGACUUCUACCACUCAGCACAUCCUGUUGUGAACUUUAAAGUGGACGUUAAACCAACCUUUGUCUGAACAGACUGCACAUCCACAAGUUGUAUUUGAUAUGAUGCUCUAUUUGUUUUGU
Messenger RNA from Sinocyclocheilus grahami, 2684 nucleotides. Its product is annotated as probable G-protein coupled receptor 156. The record is from RefSeq and is a predicted model, not a curated record. Gene Ontology annotation, cellular component: G protein-coupled receptor heterodimeric complex; membrane. The transcript has 10 exons. Gene Ontology annotation, molecular function: G protein-coupled GABA receptor activity. Gene Ontology annotation, biological process: gamma-aminobutyric acid signaling pathway; G protein-coupled receptor signaling pathway. Lineage: Eukaryota; Metazoa; Chordata; Actinopteri; Cypriniformes; Cyprinidae.